AACCACAUCACUAGAACCUGAUCCUAAGCUGUUUGGUUUGGUUGAAGCUUCAUUGUUAUUAUUCUUUAUUGUUUAUGAGAAACUGGGUUAGACUAGGGGAGAGCUCCAUUUUUAUCUUUGCCACAGAAUGGAAACUUGUCUUCUGGAUCUCUCUGUAUCCCGGCAAUUCACAGGCUUUCCCAUGAUGUGGCUGUUUUUAACAACAACCUCUUUGAUUUGUGGAACUUUAAAUGCUGGUGAAUUGCUUAAUUUGGAAAAUGAAGCAAAUCCUGAAGUGUGGAUGAAUAUUAGUGAAAUCAUCACCUACAAUGGCUACCCCAGUGAAGAGUAUGAAGUCACCACUAAAGAUGGUUAUAUACUCAGCGUCAACAGAAUUCCCCAUGGGCAAAAAGAUGACAGGAGUACAGGUCCCCGGCCAGUUGUAUACAUGCAGCAUGCCCUAUUUGCAGACAAUGCUUCCUGGCUCGAGAAUUACGCCAAUGGCAGUCUUGGAUUCCUUCUAGCAGAUGCGGGUUAUGACGUGUGGAUGGGAAACAGUCGCGGGAACACUUGGUCAAGAAGACACAAAACACUCUCAGUGACUGAUGAGGAAUUCUGGGCCUUUAGUUUUGAUGAAAUGGCCAAAUAUGAUCUCCCAGGAAUAAUAGACUUCAUUGUAAGUAAAACUGGUCAGGAGAGGUUGUACUUCGUUGGACAUUCACUUGGCACCACGAUAGGGUUUGUAGCCUUUUCCACCAUGCCUGAACUGGCACAAAGAAUCAAAAUGAAUUUUGUCUUGAGUCCUGUGGUCUCAUUCAAAUAUCCCACGGGUAUUUUUACCAGUUUUUUUCUACUUCCAAAUUCCAUAAUCAAGAGUACAUUUGGUACCAAAGGUUUCUUUUUAGAAGAUAAGUCAACAAAAUUAUCUUCCAUCAAAUUAUGCAACAAUAAGAUACUCUGGGUGAUAUGUAGUGAAUUUAUGUCCUUAUGGGCUGGAUCCAACAAGAAAAACAUGAAUAUGAGUCGAAUGGAUGUGUACAUGUCACAUGCUCCCACUGGAUCAUCGAUACAGAACAUUCUGCAUAUAAAGCAGCUUUACCGAUCUGAUGAAUUCAGAGCUUAUGACUGGGGAAGUGAAGCCGAGAACAUGCUUCACUACAAUCAGAGCCAACCCCCACUGUAUGACUUGACUGCCAUGAAAGUACCCACUGCUGUGUGGGUUGGUGGACACGAUGUACUUGUAACACUCCGGGAUGUGGCCAGGGUCCUCCCCCAAAUCAGAAAUCUACGUUACUUUGACCUGUUGCCAGAGUGGAAUCAUUUUGAUUUCAUCUGGGGCCUGGACGCUGCACAACGGGUGUAUAGUAAAAUCAUAGAUUUGAUGAAGGCAUAUGCCUAAUGUAAGAUAUCUACUUGUCAGUAAAAAGUUGCUUCCAAGCUGAUAAGAGGUUUCAGGAAAAUAUCAAGGUCUGCAUCCUCCACUUAUUAUUGCUUCUUUAUCACAGCAUGCCAACUAGGAAUUAUUGCAAUUGUGCUGCUCUUUCUCUAAGAAAUGCCCACUUCUGAAAUCCUAGACUCCUUCCAUCUGUCAGUGCCAGAGUCUCUUUUUUCAUCCAGGAUGAUCUAGCAAACUAUUCUCUGCUAACA
Molecule: messenger RNA, 1626 nt
Organism: Talpa occidentalis (Iberian mole)
Lineage: Eukaryota; Metazoa; Chordata; Mammalia; Eulipotyphla; Talpidae
Gene: LIPN
Product: lipase family member N
Exons: 10
Coding region: 128-1378 (416 amino acids)
Biological process (GO): lipid metabolic process
Molecular function (GO): hydrolase activity, acting on ester bonds
Source: RefSeq, a predicted model, not a curated record